This is a messenger RNA of Oryzias melastigma (Indian medaka), 2550 nucleotides long. RefSeq names its product ADP-ribosylation factor interacting protein 2a (gene arfip2a). NCBI's taxonomy places the organism in Eukaryota, Metazoa, Chordata, Actinopteri, Beloniformes, Adrianichthyidae. Gene Ontology annotation, molecular function: protein domain specific binding; phospholipid binding. The transcript is spliced from 11 exons. Gene Ontology annotation, biological process: intracellular protein transport; regulation of Arp2/3 complex-mediated actin nucleation. The record is from RefSeq and is a predicted model, not a curated record. Gene Ontology annotation, cellular component: trans-Golgi network membrane. Bases 334 to 1515 code for a protein of 393 amino acids.
AGUAAAAAUUGAAUUAAUUGAACUCUUAUUUUGAAGUGAGACGUUGGCUAGAUGCAGGGAUUUAGUCUGACGGGUAACGAUGUGAUGAAUUUGGGGUUAAACAAUCAUGCAUGCGGCAUGGAAUAAUUUAACAGAGAUGGAUUAUUGCAGUUAAUUUUGUUUUACCUGCAGUUGGUUCUGUAUCCAUUUACGACCUUUAUGUUUGUUUUACGUCUGGUCAUUGACACAACAGUCAAGAUUGAAAAGCUAGCUUGGUCGGUAGCAACAACAACCAGCCACAUCAGCACCGCUGCCGUUAGUCCGCCACGUUAGCAUCCGUGCGGAAAUUGAAUAAUGGCAGACAGUAUUAUGAGCAAGGCUGCUACCAUGGAGAUCCCAAUUAAUAGCAAUGGAGACACCGGGACUCUACCUGAGGAUGACAGCCUGGAGCAGGAUCUGCAGCAGGUGAUGGUGUCUGGACCCAACCUGAAUGAAACUAGCAUCGUAUCCGGUGGCUAUGGAGGACCUGCAGGGGGCAUCAUCCCCACUAGCACUAUCAAAGGGCCAGCAAUUCACUACAAUCCUGAAUAUCUGGACAGAAGACGAGCUCCUGCGCCAGGACCAGACAUUCGCAUGAAAUCCAGGGGUGUUAACUUACCUCACAGUCACUCCUCAGCCAGUCGCCUUGCCCACCACUCAGACCAGCAUCCAGGGUCUUCUAAUCAUAACACCAGUCCAACUGAGGAGGUUUCCCGAGGUGUGGCGGUGGAAAAGUUGGAUAGUGUAAAGAAAUGGGGAAUUAACACAUAUAAGGAAACCUGGAUGUGCACAAAGCAGAUGUUCUCUGAGAAGUUUGGCCGCGGCUCUCGGACGGUUGACAUGGAACUGGAAGCUCAGAUAGAGCUGCUGAAAGACACCAAGAGCAAGUACGAGAACAUCCUGAGACUGGCCACGGCGCUCAUCAGCCAUUUCCAGAGCAUGGUCCAAACGCAGCAGGCCCUGGGGGACACCUUCACCGACCUGAGCCAGAAGUCUCCGGAGCUGCAGGAUGAGUUUGGGUAUAAUGCAGAAACGCAAAAGCUGCUGUGUAAAAACGGCGAGUCUCUGCUUGGUGCCAUCAACUUCUUCGUCUCCAGUGUGAACACGCUGGUCAAUAAAACCAUGGAGGAUACUCUGAUGACCAUUAAGCAUUAUGAAAAUGCGAGGCUGGAGUUUGAUGCGUAUCGCUCCGAUCUGGAGGAGCUGAGCAUGGGCCCAAGAGACGCCGCUUCUAUGGUUCGCAUUGAGAUGGCUCAGCACGACUACCAGAUCCACAGAGAUAAAUAUGAAAGGCUGCGUAGUGAUGUCACCAUUAAGCUGAAAUUCCUGGAGGAAAACAAGGUAAAGGUGAUGCACAAGCAGCUGCUUCUCUUCCACAAUGCAACCUCUGCAUACUUUGCUGGCAACCAGCAGCAGUUGGAACAAACUCUAAUACAGUUUAAUGUCAAGCUAAAGCCUCCAGGUUCAGACAAGCCGUCCUGGUUGGAGGAGCAGUGAUGAGCACGAAGGCUUGAGCUGAUUGACAGAUACAGUUACACUCUCAUAAGUGGAAAAUGUGACUUUGUGGUUAGAUGGACAAGAAAAGGAAUACUUAAAGAGGGUAUUGUAGUAGUAGCAGAGACAUUUUUUUGUAAGGUUUUUCAGUAUCAUUUAUGAGAUGAAAAAAAGAGGACUUUCCUUGUCUUAUUUUCUUAUUUUUUAUGGUUAUGACAAUCAUUUCCAUGUGUAUCAUUUAUUUAUGCACAUACUCGUGGCGUAGUGUGGGAAUUUGCCCUCAGCAGUUUUGCACAUGCAUUAUUAUUUACAGUUUUUACACUUAAAUAAACACUUAAAUAGUUCAGUGCAUAGCAGAUUGGAAUAUUUCAAUCAAUUGGAAUAUAAAAGUACCUCUGUUGAUAGUGUAACAAUAUAUUGUCUCAAAUUGUAUUUAUUUUCAGAACUUUUUACAGAGUUUAAAGAGAAAAAAACCCCUCAGGAUAAGGCAUCAUUCUUCAGAUUAACUAUGUUUCGCUGGUACUUAUUGACAUGCCUAACUGAGCACAUAUUAGACAAAUAUAUAGGGAGUUUUUUUGUUUGUUUUUUCAAGCAAAAGUCACUAUCACAAUUACUUUGUUUUGAUGCUGUCAGUCAUGUUCUAGUUUUCUUUCUGACCACAUGUUGAUUUGAAACCAUCAUCAGUCCACAUGACAAAGGCUUUGAUACUAGUCACAGCUGGUACUGAAAUGAUCCUUAUCCACGACUGUGUCACACAGAAGGUACUAGUAUGCAACAAAACCAGACUUUCAGACUCAUUCUUGAAGUCUCAAAUUCUGAAACAAAAAAAAAAAAUGACUGAAUACAUACACCAAAUGCACUUUAGGUUGCAAUGUAUUUUCAAUAUCCUUUACAAGACAGAAUGUAUCCGUACAUUUGUCAUGGUGUGUUAAUCCCUUGUUUGUAUAAUGUGUUAAAGAGAUUUCUUUAAAGUUCUUGUCUGCUUAUUGUGUUUCUCUUGUUCUGUAUUUCCAAUAAAGUGCUGUGUGCUAUGUUCCA